Messenger RNA from Fusarium odoratissimum NRRL 54006, 1443 nucleotides. Its product is annotated as triacylglycerol lipase. The record is from RefSeq and is a predicted model, not a curated record. NCBI's taxonomy places the organism in Eukaryota, Fungi, Ascomycota, Sordariomycetes, Hypocreales, Nectriaceae. Gene Ontology annotation, molecular function: triacylglycerol lipase activity. The coding region runs from base 113 to 1105 and encodes 330 amino acids. The transcript has 2 exons.
CACGCAUUCGCGCCGUGACGUCAUUAGUUCGUGACAGUCGUUCUACUUGACUACUAGAACUCUACCUACAUCAACACUUCUAUCGCAUUGCGCCCAUGCGACUCAACAAUCCAUGAACAAAUCGGCAAUAUGGCGCAAUGCGCCUGCUUCGCCCCUAUGCCGGCAACUAUACCGCGCGCAAUGCCAUCGAAGCUUCGCUUGCAGCACUUACCUCGGACGUGAACAUGAUCCGAGGAUAAAGGCGUUGGGCAGGGAAAUAUCUGACGACUAUGCGAUAAUAAGAGAAAAAUACGAGACUCCAAAAUACCCUAUCGUCCUCGCCCACGGCCUCUUCGGCUUCGCUGAACUCCGUCUCUCUCCAUACUUUCCAGCUGUCGAAUACUGGCAUGGCAUUCGCGAUGCCCUCACUGCACAAGGCGCCACCGUCUUGACGCCCACUGUGCCUCCAUCAUCCUCUAUUGCCGAUCGCGCUACUGCUCUCCGCUCCGCCCUUGAAGCCCUCGCUCCAAUGCCCGAAGCAGUCACAAUUGUUGCACACAGCAUGGGUGGUCUUGAUACUCGAUACAUGCUUUCACACCUCGCUCCGCUCCCAGUCCGCGUUGCGGCUGUGGUUACCGUUGCAACGCCGCACCGAGGAAGCGCAUUUGCAGACUAUCUCCUUGAUGAAGAAGUCUCACCACUGCACCAUUACUUGCCUCAACUUUAUCAGACAUUUGAAAAAGCUGGCCUCGGUACAGCAGCGUUCUCGCAGUUGACGAGACGCUACAUGGCUGAAGAGUUCAAUCCGAGCACGCCGGAUCAACCAGACGUGCAGUACUUUUCGUACGGAGCGGCAGUGGAGCGGCCGGCGCUGCUGAGUCCAUUUCGGCACCCGCACGCCGUCAUGACACAGGCCGAGGGACCCAACGAUGGACUUGUCAGUGUGGAGAGCAGCCACUGGGGCACAUACAAAGGCACGCUCCUUGGAGUGAGCCACUUGGAUCUGAUAAACUGGUCCAAUCGUGUUGGUUGGACAGUCCGGGAGUGGAUGGGGAUCAAGAAGAAUUUCAAUGCUAUUGCAUUCUAUCUUGACAUAGCAGAUAUGCUAGCUAAAGAGGGUUACUGAUACAGUAUCCUCUGGUCUGCAUCAUGGCAUGUAUGAGUAUUCUACGGCACGCAUUCCUGAAAUCUUAGAGAUGGGAUAUACAUGUAAAAGUAACUGCCAUAAUAGACAUGAAAUCAGUAGGCGCCUCUUCAGGUUAAGGGUUUCAUCAUGCUGUAGUUUGUUUCUGGAAUGAGAUUUCGAGUAGAUGAUUAUUGUUGAUUGCUUCAAACGAGUAGGUAUCAGUAGCAUUAGAAGAUAGAAUACAGCCACCUUGCCGCGAACACUCGACGAGAACCCGCCCUCCAGCACAUUUGUCCCACGAGAUCCGGUGGUAUGUAGGUAUGUACAAAAGAUUUGCC